Cladophialophora yegresii CBS 114405 is the source of this 1548-nucleotide messenger RNA. RefSeq lists its product as uncharacterized. NCBI's taxonomy places the organism in Eukaryota, Fungi, Ascomycota, Eurotiomycetes, Chaetothyriales, Herpotrichiellaceae. Bases 1 to 1548 code for a protein of 515 amino acids. The transcript is spliced from 4 exons. Gene Ontology annotation, molecular function: hydrolase activity, acting on carbon-nitrogen (but not peptide) bonds. The record is from RefSeq and is a predicted model, not a curated record.
AUGGCGAACGAGCCUCCCAAAUCAUCGAUCCUUCUACGAGGUGGGACGGUCCUCACUCACGACAAGGAUGACCACGUUGUCGUUCUCCGUGACACGGACGUUCUCAUUCGGAACGAUAUCAUCGAGCAUGUCGGGGAAAAUAUUGAUCCUCCUAGCAGCUCUACGCAAGUUAUUGAUUGCAAAGGGAAGAUCGUCUCUCCGGGCUUCGUGGAUACCCAUCAUCAUCUCUGGCAGACGCAGUUGAAGGGCCGGCAUGCCGAGCAGGGGCUUGUUGCAUAUAUGUAUUCUGGCAAUAUGAUGUCCUAUGCCUACAAACCAGAAGAUACGUACUGGGGUCAGCUAUCGGGCUGUCUGGAGGCUAUUCAUGCGGGGACAACAACAGUCCUCGAUCAUGCGCAUUGCGUCUAUACACCUGACCACGCCACAUCUGCACUGCAGGCAACUAUUGACUCGGGCAUCCGCGCUGUCUUCGGGUAUACCGUUGCGACACGCAUGGCGCGGUGGGAUCAAGCCCAGUGUGUUCCCGAGCAGGAUCUCGUGCCCGAGUGGGCGGUCCAGCAGUUAGGCGAUCUGCUCGAGAACCACAACAACGCCGCAUCGCUAGUGGAAAUAGGCAUGGGUUUCGAUCUCUGGUUCCUCCCAAAGGACAUGGUCUUGGGCAUGUUCCAGACUCUCAGACAGAAGGGUUUACGACUCGUUACGAGCCACGUCGCGCGUAAUGCUUUUAUGGGUCUCCAUUCCCAUGUUCAGCUACUCCAGUCUUACGACCUCCUGCGGACUCCCUAUCCACCAUCAGAGUCGUCAGCAAGCAUGCCGUACUUGCUUCUAUCACACUGCAAUGGCAUCUCGCACGAGGACAUGUCCACGCUCGCGACGACCGGGACGCCGAUAUCAAGCACCCCCGGAUCGGAAUCUCAGAUGGGCAUGGGCUUUCCGGUCGGCCUGGACCCAGCACUGAAAGCACAAGAGUCCGCGCAUGUUUCACUUGGCGUGGACUGCCACACAAACGACCCGUCUUCCAUCCUCCUGCAGGCACGAAUGCUGCUACAACUCACGCGAGUUCAAAAGAACGCGAGGAUUGGCGCAGAAGGAAAAUAUCCCUCCGAGAACGUCACCGGCACGUCGGAGGAAGCAUUCAACCUUGCAACAAUACGUGGAGCCAGGUGUCUGGGCCUCGGAGAUGCGAUAGGAAGCAUCGAGGCGGGCAAGAAAGCCGACCUGGUGGUCUUCGACGCGGCGGGGAGCGUAGGUAUGUUGAGCGCAAUCGAGUACGAUCCUGUUGUUGCAAUUGUGCGAUUCAGUGAAGCUGCUGAUAUUGAACACGUCAUUGUGAAUGGGGUGCUGAGGAAGCGUGGGGGCAAACUUGUCGCUACGGACAUCAGUCUGGACAAGAAGGGGCCCAUGGAGUGGAAGGAAACGGCAGAACAAGUGCGGCGUAGCCAACGGGACAUCCAGCAGAGGAUUGACGGUCUCAGCCUGCAAAAAGCGCGCGAGACACUGUUGGGCAUGUAUCAUACCGACACCAGUCGGUUGGUUGACGCCGAGUAG